UGUGUGCUGGCUUUUGGGCCUGCGCAGCAAGUCAAAAAUAACCACGUGGUCGCGUUCCUUUCCUAUUCCGAGUUUCUGAAACGCACAGGUUUGUCACUGCUGGGGAGAAAAAUGGCUGGUCUCGUAAGAAGAUUCAAACCUCUAUUCGACAGAAUCCUUGUGCAAAGGCUUGUUGCUGACACGAAAACCAAAGGUGGAGUUCUCCUCCCAGAGAAAAGCAUGGGGAAAAUGAUGGAGGCCACUGUUGUUGCUAUUGGUGAUGGUGCUAGGGAUCGUGAUGGAAAAGUAGUGCCUCUUUCUGUUGGUGUGGGUGAUAAAGUCCUCCUACCAGAAUACGGUGGAACAAAAGUAGAAUUUGAUGAAAAGGAAUACUACAUUUUCAGAGACCAAGAUUUACUUGGCAAAUUUGAGAGCUGAAGAGAAAAUUGCAUCCAGAAUUUGUCAACCAUUAAGAUUGUGUGCAUGUAAAAUAUGACUCGAAAGGUUCAACCCCCAAAUGAUGUCAAUAUCAAACAAAGCAGACUUAUAAAGACUUCAGAAUUUAUUUUUUAUUAAUUUGAAAAUGUUUUUUUUCAAUAUAUAGACAAUGUGUGUAAUGUGGGUUUGAAUAGUCUGUAAAGCUAUGGAGGAAGUUAGCCUCUUGCUUGCCAGGUCUAGGAGUCUGUAACAAUGUCACAACCAGAA
This is a messenger RNA of Rhopilema esculentum, 684 nucleotides long. RefSeq names its product 10 kDa heat shock protein, mitochondrial. Gene Ontology annotation, molecular function: protein-folding chaperone binding; ATP binding; metal ion binding. The record is from RefSeq and is a predicted model, not a curated record. NCBI's taxonomy places the organism in Eukaryota, Metazoa, Cnidaria, Scyphozoa, Rhizostomeae, Rhizostomatidae. Gene Ontology annotation, cellular component: mitochondrial matrix; mitochondrion.